UAAGAAUUAAUUAAAGAGCAAGCUUCUUACCCAGGCCCAUCUUCCAUCUCCCAUUGCAAUUUCGAAUCUCGGCCUGCAAUUUGUGAUUCUUAAUUUAUGUCCAGGGUCUUAUUGCUCAUCUCCAGCAUCGCAACAUUUUAAGAAGUAAGAAACGAAAUUUAUUCUAAAUGUUUUGAAACUGGAACAAGCGUUCUAUAUUCUGGAUUACCAUUUUACCACGCAUUUUUUGUUAAGAUCAGUUUUUAAUUGUCUAAGGGAAUAAAAAUGUAUUAAAGUUUUCGGUCAGUAGUACCGAUUUUUCUAUAUAACUUCCAAAACAUUAAAAAUUUGGCAAUAAAACCUUAAGAAAGUGUGUAAAGUUAAGAUCAGUCUUUCCACUUAAUUAAUUAUUUACCUAAGAAGUUUGAAUUAUUUGAAAAACUGGCACAAACUAUUUAGGAAGUUAUUCCUGAAAUAAAACAUGCCUUCCUAUGAACUUUAUGCCUUUUUCUCCGUCUUCAGUUUGUUUUUUAUAAGUGAUAUUUUCUUUUAUGUUGACUAUUAAAAGGAUUGAUGUGGUUGACCUGGCCACAAUUCUUUACGCUCUUUCGUUCGAUUUCAGCAGCAAGUAGCAUUGGUUCUCUACUUUUUGGGCAGUUUCCAGAUUCGAUUUUUCUCGAACGUGAACAUGGCAGGAAAAUCGGUUUUUCCGUUCGCAAUUGUUUACACGAAAACUAUAAACAAAGCAAACACACGGCGUCCGUCGCCGCGUUUGCCCUCAUUGAUGUUAUUUUUGGCCACUGGGCAUGAGGCAGCACUAAACUCUCCAUCCUCUCCAGCCGUCCAUAUUAUAUGCGUUCCACAUAGCAGCCGGUCAGAUGAAGAUGUUGGGGGCCAAUGGGAUGGGAAUGGGAAUGGGGAUAGGGAUCGGGAUGUGGGGUGGGCGGAAUAAUCGCAGGCAGGGGCGAAGUACUUAAAGGUGCCACAUACGCAUCGUUCGAUUUGGAUGCGGUCGGAUUCUUGGCAUUUUGUUUAUGCAACAAUAAAUUUUACAUUUAAUUUUCGUUUCAUUUGAAAUGCUACAGCAAUGCCGAAGAAUGCCCCGAUUUGGAUCUGAAUUGGAUCUGCUCGUGGCGGGAGAAGCAAUUUGUUAAAUUUCACGUACCGGGGAAUCUGGCAAAUAUUGUUCAUAUUUAUAUUUCUUUCUUGGUCCGUGAUAUAAUUCAAUAUUAAUUGGAAUUGGAAAAUCAGUUUAUAUUCUGAGCAAUUGAAAAAUUUAAAUCAAAAUUUGCUUGUUUCUUGAUUUGAAAAUUUUCGUGUGAAACUAGAGGAGCAAGUAUUUCAUGACUUGGAAAUUUUAGGGAAUUACUCAUUGGGUGUUGGCUUUUUUCAUUUCGCUUUUUCUAAUAUAGGUUUUUCCAAAACCCUUUAUUUUUCUAUAUGAUAAAAUAAGGGCACUAAAUUAGCUUUGCUUAAUUUAUCAAAGUAUAUAUAAAGGUAACUAAGUAUUUUUAACCUUAAACUUUUACCAAAUUUUAGACUUUUUAUUUUAAUGAUGAUCAAUGCAAUGUUGAAACGCUUGACUUUGUUUAGCCAGUAAAAAUAUGUCCUCAAAAAACAUUCACAAUUAAGACAAUGGAAACAUACUUACAUGGAUGUCAAUAGCUUGAUUGGGUGCAAAUUGCUGGUCAAACUCUUAGUAAAUACGCCUUUUUCCCUUUCCUGUCGUUUUUGAAAUGAAACGCCAGUAAGCGGAAAAAGACAAAUCGACUAGAAUUUAUGUAUACACUUUUAGUCCGUCGGACACAUAGCGAUCCGAACACAUGGCACCGUGAUGAGAUUGGUUCUUGUGUUUUUGCUUGUUUAGAAAUUGAAUUAAUUUAAUUUGGUUCGAUUGAUUUAUGGACCAAUCUGUGCGCUGCUCUGGAAAACUGUGCCAAGAGGCGGCUGCUGCUGAUCAGCGCUGCUGUCUAAUGAUCGAGCGUCUAUAUGCACGGGCCAUUCGAAAAUAGUUUUAUUUUUAUAACUGUGUGCUGGUUUGGUUUCUUUUUUUUUUAUGGACUUCCCCCACAUACGCAAUGGACGGGAUGGACUACGAAAUCGACGACGACGACGACGAUGAUGAUGAUGCUGAUGGCAUCUGCCAAUGCACACAGCUGUCUUCCGAUGCCAACUACUAUACUACUAUAUAUGUGUGCGCAUAUAUAUGUUAUAGUUAUAAAGAUAUCUGGGCAAGGAAGUUGUAAACCACUCAGUCGGAGGCUGGCCAUUAAGUUGUGAUUUGUUUCACGGGGCUGGCAAUUACGAGCGGCAUCCACCUACUCCGAAAUCCGUGCGGAGACAAAGGCCGCGAAAAUUUGGGGGAAAUUCGUCGGGCAGGAAAAUGCACGGCCAAGGGUGGCGGCUGUGAAAGCCGGGAAGCCGGGAAAGCCGGGAAAUCGACGGGGCCGGGAUAAACAAAAACGACGACAUGCCAAAUGAAUGCCGAGCAGUGCGAAAAAGCGCAAAACUUUCGGCAGUCGGAAAACAAAAAAGACAGACAGCCAGAGCGGAAUAUGUACGGACGUGUGGCGAUGAGCGAACCUGACCACCACAGUGCAGAGGAGCCACCUUCGACCAUAGAGUCGAUAGUGGGCACUAUUUUCAGCCGGCUGCGAAUCAUGGCUGUGGACAUGGAAAAGCUGCAGAAGGCCAAGGAGAAACUGGAGCAUAUGCAGCGGCGGAACACCUUCUUCCACCUUUUGGGUCAGGAUGAAGACGGCAGCAUUUAUCAUGCCGGAAGCGACAUGCAUGUCCUCCGUUCAAAGUAUUCCCUGAUCUCGGAGGUCAACAAGAAAUCCGACGAAAUCUCCGAGGAGGAUGUCGACUUCGAGGAUCUGAGCGAGGACCUCUGCCUAUUACCUUUUGAGGAGGAUCGCUGGCAUGGCUUCUUCAAAGGCUUCCAGAUCCUAAACACUCCACAGGCUCCCGAUCCAAACGAAAAUAGCAAGUGCAUCGAACUUACGGCGAUGUUGGACUGCGAACAAGAGCUCAAAAUUAAUCUACUAAACGGAGUCCGCUGCUUUCUGAUCGAUCUUUCGGUGGGCACCCAGCACGACAACCAGAGUCUGAUCGUGAAGCUGCGUGAGGCGGAGAUUAGUGUGUCCAAGGAGUUGGGCUUCCCGGUGGCGUCGUCGGUCAUGGUAAAGCUAUCGCCGCGCCACCAGUUCACCGGCGGCUUCAGCACCCAGUUCCGUCAGGAUGGCAAGACGUCCGUCGUCCUGGAGCAGGGCAAACCGAUAGUCCUGUCCGUGGAUCGGGACUACUCCGACCGGUGCAACGAGGAUGUGGUCUAUGUGAACGCUCGCUUCCUGAUUCCCGAUGUGCAGCAGUUCGACUUCAUCCUGAUUGGCGACGAGAUCCAGCUGAUGGUGCGGAGCGUCCACGCCGACCACCUCAAGUGCUGUGUGGCCCGGGGCGGAGUGCUGUACGCCCACAUGCCCGUGCUGUUCCCGGCCAGAUGCCGCCGCUUCCGGAUCUCGUACGAAGAGCUGGAGGACCUGACCUUUGCCCGCGAGGUGGGCCUGAACGUGGUGGUGUCGCACAUUGUGGGCACCCCGCAAUACCUCGAUGACUUGGAGCACUCGAUGGCCGUCAUGCACUGCGAUGGCAUGCGGCUCUACGCCAGAGUGGUUCUCAACGAGAUCCGAGGAUGCAAGGGGGAGCUAAACUGGGCCACCAAGCGCUACGAUGGCUUCCUGGUGGAACUGGCCGAGCCAGCGCUCAUCCCGGACAUCAUGCACCUCUGUCCCGACGCCGAGUGCUUCAUGCAGCUGGCCCAUGCCUCAAAGAAGCCCAUCAUUUUCGAUCCGCGGCUGAUAGACGAGCAGAAGAUCAGGGUGGACCCGGCGCACUACUACUACACGUUCUUCUAUCCGGACAAGUAUGUGGUCUCCUGGUCGCCCCAGCCGAAAGUGAGCGGCUACUUCCGCUUCCUGCAGAGCGCCAUCUUCCAGCAGAUCUGUCCCCAGGCGCUGGCCGUCACUCCCUACUGCGAUCACUCGCACACGGGAGCGGACAGCCUGGCGCGGGCCGUGGCCACCGCCUCCCUGGAGAUGCGUGCUGUGUCGAUCGUCGUGAUCGGGGUCACCACCCGGAUGGUGCAGAAGAUCGCCCACUUCCGGCCGCAGGCUCCCAUCCUUUUCGUCAGCCACAUGCGCUCCGCCGAGGACUACGUUUCGAUGUACCACAAUGUGACUAUGCUCCCGUUCCGCUCCAAAUCUCUAGUCGGCCAUCGCAGGAACGUCUUCCGAAAGGCCAUCUACGGCUUGGCCUACUUGGUCACGCGCAAGAUCGCCCAGCAUAACGAUCCGGUGAUCCUGGUGUACAACCACGAAGAGGGCACGUUGUUUCCCGAGAAGUAUGUCACCUACAAGCUGGACAAGACGCACUUUGCCUCGCACAUGUCCGAGAUUUUUUUCACUGUGGACCACGACCAGAACGCUCAGACCUUCAAGGAUAUUGAGGCCAUUUAGAUGCCAUGCCACGUGUG
Drosophila elegans is the source of this 4510-nucleotide messenger RNA. RefSeq lists its product as uncharacterized. NCBI's taxonomy places the organism in Eukaryota, Metazoa, Arthropoda, Insecta, Diptera, Drosophilidae. The transcript has 3 exons. Gene Ontology annotation, biological process: glycolytic process. Gene Ontology annotation, molecular function: potassium ion binding; magnesium ion binding; pyruvate kinase activity. Gene Ontology annotation, cellular component: cytoplasm. Bases 2457 to 4493 code for a protein of 678 amino acids. The record is from RefSeq and is a predicted model, not a curated record.